Arvicola amphibius (Eurasian water vole) is the source of this 2685-nucleotide messenger RNA. RefSeq names its product acyl-CoA dehydrogenase family member 8 (gene Acad8). Gene Ontology annotation, biological process: lipid metabolic process. Bases 63 to 1298 code for a protein of 411 amino acids. Lineage: Eukaryota; Metazoa; Chordata; Mammalia; Rodentia; Cricetidae. The record is from RefSeq and is a predicted model, not a curated record. The transcript is spliced from 11 exons. Gene Ontology annotation, molecular function: acyl-CoA dehydrogenase activity; flavin adenine dinucleotide binding.
CGCUGCAAGUUCUGGCCUGGGCAAGCUUGGUCUCGGGAUUCAGACUGGGAACAGCUGUGACGAUGUUACGUCGUGGCUCCCGACGCCUUUGCUGUCUGCGCGCUGCUUUCCGGUCCCUGGCUCAGACCAACCACCGGAGCGUCACCCUCUGCAUCGAUCCUUCCGUGGGACUAAAUGAAGAACAGAAAGGAUUUCAGAAAGUGGCCUUUGACUUCGCUGCUCGGGAAAUGGCUCCCAAUAUGGCGGAGUGGGAUCAGAAGGAGCUGUUCCCUGUGGAUAUGAUGCGGAAGGGAGCACAGCUGGGUUUUGGGGGGGUCUACGUACAAACAGAUGUGGGUGGGUCUGGACUGUCUCGCCUCGAUGCUUCUGUCAUCUUUGAAGCAUUGGCCACCGGCUGCACCAGCACCACUGCCUACAUCAGCAUCCACAACAUGUGUGCCUGGAUGAUUGAUAGCUUUGGAAAUGAGGAACAGAGGCACAAAUUUUGCCCACCGCUCUGUACCAUGGAGAAGUUUGCUUCCUACUGCCUCACUGAACCAGGGAGUGGGAGUGAUGCUGCAUCUAUUCUAACCUCAGCCAAACGACAAGGAGAUCAUUACGUCCUCAAUGGUUCCAAGGCCUUUAUCAGUGGCGGUGGUGAGUCAGACAUCUAUGUGGUCAUGUGCCGGACUGGAGGAUCAGGCCCCAAAGGCAUCUCCUGCAUAGUCGUUGAGAAGGGAACCCCUGGACUUAGCUUUGGCAAGAAGGAGAAGAAGGUGGGGUGGAACUCACAACCAACCCGAGCAGUGAUCUUUGAAGACUGUGCUGUCCCUGUGGCCAACAGAAUUGGGAGUGAGGGGCAGGGCUUUCUCAUCGCCAUGAAAGGACUGAACGGCGGAAGGAUCAAUGUUGCAUCCUGUUCUCUUGGGGCUGCUCAUGCUUCAGUUAUCCUUACGCAAGAGUACCUCAAGGUCCGGAAGCAGUUUGGAGCGCCGCUAGCCAGAAACCAGUACCUGCAAUUCCAGUUAGCAGACAUGGCCACCAAGCUGGUUGCCUCUCGGGUGAUGAUUCGCAUGGCAGCAGUGGCUUUGCAGGAGGAACGGGAAGACGCAGUGGUCCUGUGUUCCAUGGCCAAGCUCUUUGCUACAGAGGAAUGCUUUACUAUCUGCAACCAGGCUGUGCAGAUGCAUGGGGGCUACGGCUACCUGAAGGAUUAUGCUGUUCAACAGUAUAUGCGGGACUCCAGGGUCCACCAAAUCCUAGAAGGUAGCAAUGAAGUAAUGAGGAUACUGAUCUCUCGAAGCCUGCUUCAGGACUAGCUCCCAAACUGGAGACUCAAGCGUGGAGUUCAUGGGCAGCCAUAAUCAAUGUUGAGUGCCCAUACAGGCUGUCCAGUUGCUAAUGGAUCCUGCCGUAGAUUGAAGGGCCGCGCUCGUCUGAUAGAGGACCUGAACACUCAGCAGCAGUGCUGGCUCUAAGAUAGGAACAGGGUUCUCAGCAGAGCUGAAAGGGCCCUGAGGAGCCAUACCAGAAGAUCUGCCACCCUGCUGUCCUCGUUCUGGGAAGGAGCAGUCAGCACUGUGGCUUGGAUCCACAUAAUAUACGUUUUAUUAAUUCUUGACCUAGGGUCUGGGUACUUCAAUGAAACGUUUCCUGAUUGCAGAGGCAGUGUGGGAGGCAAGGGCAGCGGACAGCCUGUCUCUUUCUGUUCUCUGUUCUACACCGACCGUGUCUCAGGACAGCAAUCCUGAACUCAGAUCAUGAUGAAGUGAAUUAUCUGGGAACUACUGCUAAGCUAUGAAUUGAGGUGCACACUCCUGCUAUCAUGUCAUAAAUGUCAAGGGCUGAGGUUAUUUGGAACAUUUGGAUUUUUAUAUGGGCUUUUAUUUCCUCUUUUGGGGCUGCUUAUCUUUUUAAAUACUUCUAUUAGUACCUUGGUAAAUAAAAUCUACCUCUUCUCUGUCCUUCAACUAUAAAUUAAAACUAUACUUGAUUCAGUAUAUAUUCGAUUCAAUAUUCCAUUGGAUUUGGGGAUAAUUAUAUAUUUGAUUCAGUAUUUUAUUGGAUUUUGGAAUAAUUAGGAAUCUCUCCUAAGGCAGUUUGUCUUUUAAAAAGUACAUCUUUUAAUUAAUAAUUUUGCAAACAGCAUUCAUUAUUCGUCAUAUAUGGAAGUCUAUCUAUUACUCAAUGAUUAGGACUUUGGGGAAAACCCUGCUACAUUAUUUAAUCCAUCUUUUGAUAUUUAGAAAAGAAAAAUGUCCAAUAUAUUGUGUCAACCACAAGUCGCUGAUUAUAGAAGAAGAUGUAUGUCUGUAGCUAUACUAGACAUUUGCUUUCCUGAAGGCUUACUCUGUCUGAACUUGUGCAUGGGGAGCAAGGUGUGAUUCAGAGUUGAAAAUGAGAUUCUGCUGCCCACAGUUGGACUUGCCAGAGCUGGGUGUAAUCCUUGGGCACAGCGUCUGUACAGAUGGAAUAGCCUGGGAAGAAGGCAGAAAGAGGUGCGCAGAGAAGGUAAAAACCCAGAUACACUUCUACGAAGAUGGCUAAUGUUGAAAGGGAGGCUGUUCUACAGAAGCAGCCAGGAGAGGGCAUAUAAGACUUGUGUGGGCAGUGUUGUAUUUGUGUUCAUCGCCCUUGGGAUUGGCAUGAAACAGAAACUAUAUUUAAGUGUGGAUAGAAAGAUGAAUAAAGAUGGGUAGAAGUUUA